ACGACAUUCUCGCUAUAAACAUCCACCAUCCACGUUCUCCUUUCGGUGGCUCAGAGCCUCCCAAUCCCACCUCAGCAAACAUGAUUCUCACCAUUCAUGUGGACUCAUCCCCUCCGGUCAACUCUGGCGGGGUCUGGAACCGAUAGUGGAGCUGUCAGACAAGCCUAGAGCAGACCAGCGCAUCGCCCUAACUGCUUAGACUGCCAUUGUUAUUGGAGCUGUUUCGAACUCCAUGUUUGCUCGGUCAGCAUCCUAGUCUAUUAGGGCUCCGUUCUAUUUCUCGCCGGCCAUCCGAAUCUCCAUCAAUAGCAUAGGCUCGUGCCCAUAGCGAGAUACGAACAUCUAGGCGAUCUAAACAAGGGAUGAACACAUAAAAAGGGUUGGCUUUCCCCUUUGGGGACCCCUCUUUCUCUGCUCAGGCUGCGUUCCCGUUCUGUCCUGCCUCUGCCUCUCACUGCUCUAAAGCCAACCCAAUGGUUGCUCUCAAGGCCCUCAGUCUGGGCCUGCUUGCUUCGCAGGCCUGGGCUGUGCCCACAGCCUCCCAUACGGCUCUGACCAGCCUAGCUGCAUCCGACGCUGCCGUGGCUGCCGCAGCUGCCAAGCUCGAGCAAUUGUCGAGCUAUGCCCUUGACCAGACUCUGGCCAACCUCCCCAGCAGCUCCGAGGACAAGCAAGCCUGCACGCGAGAAACCCUGCGGAUCCGCCGUGACUGGCGGGCGUUCUCGAAGCCCGAGAAGAAAGACUACAUCAACUCGGUGCUCUGUCUGCAGCAGCUUCCCUCGCGCACCCCGUCGCAUAUAGCCCCAGGUGCUAAGACUCGCUAUGAUGACUUCCUAGCCACGCAUAUCAACCAGACAUUGGAGAUCCACUACACGGGAACCUUCCUCGCAUGGCACCGCUACUUCACCUUUGAAUUCGAGCAAGCCCUCCGUGAUGAAUGCCACUACACAGGCGACUUCCCAUACUGGGACUGGGGCUACGACGCCAUCCACACAAUGGAAGCGUCUGAAGUAUUCGACGGCUCCGAGACCUCCAUGUCCGGCAACGGCUACUACAUCCCCAACCAAGGCAACAUCUCCCUCUACCUCGGCAACUACGCCGCCAUAAUCCUGCCCCCGGGCACCGGCGGUGGCUGCGUUACCAGCGGGCCCUUCAAGAACUACACUGUGAACAUGGGCCCCGCCGCGCUCUCCCUCCCCGGAGGCAGCACCGCCGCUGUCUCCAACCCCCUCAACUACAACCCCCGCUGCCUGAAGCGCAGUCUCACCACCGCCCUUCUGCAAAAGUACAACACCUAUCCCAAGAUCACCUCGCUUAUUCUGAACAACGACGAUGUCUGGGACUUCGAGAUGACCAUGCAGGGUGUGCCUGGCAGUGGGUCGAUUGGUGUCCAUGGUUCCGGACACUAUAGUAUGGGUGGGGACCCAGGACGCGAUGUCUAUGUUAGUCCUGGAGACCCAGCGUUCUGGCAUCAUCAUGGUAUGAUUGAUCGGGUUUGGUGGAUUUGGCAGAAUUUGGAUUUGAAGAGUAGGGAGUAUGCGAUCUCGGGAACGGGAACGUUCUUGAAUGAGCCGGCGAGUAAGAAUACUACCUUGCAGACGGUUGUGGAUUUGGGGUAUGCCAAUGGAGUGCCGAGGAGGAUGAAGGAGUUGAUGAGUACGACGAAGGGGCCGUUUUGUUAUGCUUAUGUCUAGAUUAAGGAGGUGUGGAUGUAUAUAUUGUUAAGGGUGAUGGGUUGUAUAGUUCUAAUGAGAAUGUAUAUAGUAGUAUGUAUGAUGCGAAAAGUGAAUGGCAUGAUCUUGUUAGUACGAGAGAGUCAG
Molecule: messenger RNA, 1820 nt
Organism: Aspergillus costaricaensis CBS 115574
Lineage: Eukaryota; Fungi; Ascomycota; Eurotiomycetes; Eurotiales; Aspergillaceae
Product: tyrosinase family protein
Exons: 3
Coding region: 474-1694 (406 amino acids)
Molecular function (GO): oxidoreductase activity
Source: RefSeq, a predicted model, not a curated record